AUGGCCGCGCAUACUGCUCCCGCCUCGCAGAGCCCAGGGCUUCAAGAGUUCUGCCAGAAAAUAUUGCAAAGAGCACCGAACGUGCGAGCUGUUCUUAUUGGCACAGCGGACGGGACUCCAAUCGUUAACGGUGAGCCAACCAGACGCUGA
Molecule: messenger RNA, 150 nt
Organism: Ectocarpus siliculosus
Lineage: Eukaryota; Phaeophyceae; Ectocarpales; Ectocarpaceae
Source: the annotation of a GenBank genome assembly